Mya arenaria is the source of this 6732-nucleotide messenger RNA. Its product is annotated as serine/threonine-protein kinase TAO1-like. Gene Ontology annotation, molecular function: protein kinase activity; ATP binding. Gene Ontology annotation, biological process: protein phosphorylation. Lineage: Eukaryota; Metazoa; Mollusca; Bivalvia; Myida; Myidae. The record is from RefSeq and is a predicted model, not a curated record. The transcript has 19 exons. Bases 256 to 3021 code for a protein of 921 amino acids.
UCCAUAUGUUACAUAUUGCUUUCGCACAAGCCCGGUUAAAUUGAUACUUAAAGUGCAUGUCUAGUCAGAACGGCCAUAUUGAAAAGUAAAGGGAAUUGGAAAUCCAUUGUUUUUGUUUAUUCAGACUCGAAUACAGGAGCAAACUGACCCUGCAUUUGCAUGAGGCCACAUGGGUUAGAUGAAGACACACUUUUUUAUCUGAUGAAAACACUGAAACAUAAUUUGAAGAAACAUAAGAGGAAGAAGGACUGACAAAUGACAAUGCCGUCGAAACCAGGGAACAUACGAGAUCCGGAGGUGGCUGGCCUCUUCUCCACCGAAGAUCCAGAAAAAAUGUUUGAGGAUCUUCGAGAAAUUGGGCAUGGGAGUUUUGGAGCAGUAUACUUUGCAAGAAAUACUCAAACUAAGGAGAUAGUUGCCAUCAAGAAAAUGUCCUACAGUGGAAAACAGUCAGCAGAGAAAUGGCAAGACAUAAUCAAAGAAGUACAGUUUAUGAAGCAGUUAAAACACAAACACAUUAUUGACUACAAAGGCUGUUUUCUGAGGGAACACACUGCAUGGCUGGUGAUGGAGUACUGCUUGGGCUCUGCGUCAGACAUCCUUGAGGUUCACAAGAAGCCCCUGAAGGAGGAAGAAAUAGCACAGAUCUGCCAUGACGCCUUACAAGGCCUCGUGUACCUGCACAGCCAGAACAAGAUACAUCGGGAUGUCAAGGCGGGGAAUAUACUUCUCACUGAGAAUGGCACAGUGAAACUGGCUGACUUUGGGUCUGCGUCUCUUUCCUGUCCUGCCAACUCAUUUGUGGGAACCCCGUACUGGAUGGCUCCGGAGGUGAUACUCGCCAUGGAUGAGGGGCAGUAUGAAGGCAAGGCUGAUAUCUGGUCACUCGGUAUCAUGUGUAUAGAACUUGCUGAGCGGAAGCCGCCUCUUUUCAACAUGAAUGCCAUGAGUGCCCUCUACCAUAUUGCUCAGAAUGACUCCCCAACCCUCGCAGGAGGAGAGUGGUCGGACAAUUUCCGCAACUUUGUAGACUCCUGUCUCUCUAAAAAUCCUGAUGACAGACCUACAGCAGAAUACUUGUUAAAGCGCCAUGCUUUUGUGAACACAAUAGAUGCAAAUACUGUGAUACUUGACCUCAUACAACGGACAAAAGACGCUGUACGAGAGUUGGACGACCUCCAAUACCGACGUAUAAGGAAAAUUCUCAUGGCGGAGACGCCGUCAGAAGAUCAGGCGAGCUUGAACGGGCCUGAUGAUAUCUCAGAAUCAUCUCAGGAUGAUGAGACGAGCAAGUCUAACAGCCUGGCUAGUCAGCAGAGUGCAAGUCAGGGGUCCCGCUCUAGCAGUAUGAACAGCCUACCGGGGGCCACCAAUGAUGCUGAGGUCAUCACCUUCGCUAGGGAUCGCAGUCCUUCUCCACCGGCCCUCCCUCCCAGAUCUCCCAAGGUCCAGGAAUGGCCUACUCCGGCAAGACCCACUUCAUAUGGUCAUUUCGGGCAUGGAAAGAGCUCUUCACGGAUGGGUGAACCAGGGUCGCACAACUUUGCCACGAUACGGACAACGUCGAUUGUGACCAAACAGAUCCAGGAACAUGAGCAUUCUAAUGAGCUCAAAGAACAGUUUGCUGGCUACAAACGUAUGAGGAAACAACAUCAGAAACAGCUGCAGCAGAUGGAGAGCCGGUAUGCGGUUGAGAUGGAAGAACACAAACAGAAGCUAGACAAGGAAUAUGAGACAACACGGACAAACUUUAUGAUGGAGCUUGACAAGCUUAAACGCAAGAUGUUGCAGGACCUAGAAAAACGACAACGUAGCAAUGCUGACAAUGAAAAGAAGUUACUGAAGCAGAUCACGGCAGAGCAGGAGAAGGAGAAGAAAAGUUUCCUCGCACAGCAGAAAAAGGAAUACAAGAUGAACAAGGAACAAAUCAAAAGGAGCAUAGACUCCAGCACACCUAAGAAGGAACGGGAGGAUGCAAUACGUAACCAGAAGGAGUCGAUAUCAAUGAGACAGAAAGAGCUGGAGGAUCGCCUGGAAAGACAGCAGAAGGAGCGCCUUGAGUACGAGAUACGCAAGUUCCGACGACGACGAUAUCUGCAGCAUCAUCAGCUAGAGCAAGAACUUCUCAGGGAGGAACUCACUAAGCGGCAAGCCCAGCUUGAAUACGAACACCAAAUGUUGUUAAGGCACCAUGACUCAACGAGAGAACUCGAGUUUAAACAGCUAGAAAAUAUACAAAAACUGCGGGAUGAUCAUCUACGAAAACAGCACCAUACAGAGCGACAAAACCAGCAAAAUUAUAAUACCAAAGCAGAGCAAGAUCUGCGGAAAAAACAUGCAAUGGAGCAGAAACAGCAGCCAAGGAGUUUAAAGCAAAAAGAAUUGUCAAUACGUCGACAAUUCCACGAAGCAGUUAAGACCCAACAGAAACAGUACAAGGCGCUUAAAGACCAUAUCAUUGCCACGACGCCACGUAAUGAGGUGAAGUCGGUGGUUAAGAAACUGAAAGAAGAGCAGAUGAGGAAAUUGGCCAUACUUGGGGAACAAUACGAACAGAGUAUAGCAGAGAUGCUGCAGCAACAAAAUCUUCGAUUGGACGAGUCGCAGGUCGCCGAGGAGCGAGACUUGAAGGUUCGACUGCAGCAGGAGCUAGAACUGUUGAUGGCAUACCAGAGCAAGAUCAAAAUGACAACAGAGUCUCAACACCAGCGGGAGAGAAAACAACUGGAGGAAAGAGUCUCCCUCAGAAGGGCCCUGCUGGAGCAGAAGAUGGAGGAAGAAAGUGCCAAGUUUGAACAAGAGAAAGCUGAAAGGAUUCGCCGAUGUCAUGAGAGACAGAAUCACGAUAUGGAUGAGUUUGACAAUGAGACCGUACAGCUCGGGAUUAACUCACGAGACCUGAUACAGGCAUCAAUACACGACACCCAGUAUGACGACAUCAGCGUGCGAGGCAGCAUGAUCAGCCUGAACUCAAGCCACAGCACUAGUUCAUUCACUAACUCACAGGCUUAUGUAUCAUAAUGACUCCUGCGGAAGUCUUUAAACAUGAUAAAAGUUAGUUGUUCCCUCUUGGGUAUUUGAUAGUCAGAAACACAGAGAGGAUUGGUUUCAAUAUGCAUGAAGUGCUUUUGUUUUCCGUCAGCUUUGAAGAGCUGGCUGGAAUGUCAUAAAAGGUUUAUAUCAUGGUAAUGAUUGUUGUAUGGAGACACAAAAAUGUGAUACAGUUCCAUGAAUUGUAUUAUUGUUUGUUUCAAUUCAGUAAACCACGAUUAUGUGCAUAAAACCUUUACUUAAUAACAACUACUAAGUAUAGUCAUAUAUAAGACCAGUGCUAUUCCCGGUACAGACAAUUAGUGUGAGAUUUGUAAACAUUAACCUGGAUGAAUAUAUCCAGGUGUUACACCUGCCAUGUCUAGCUAGGAAGGCUACAGACACUUUCGUACACCAGAGGACAUACUGCAGUGUACACCUUGCCAAAGUUUUUAAUUCCUGGUUGCCAAGAUACAAGUUUGGCCUUUAUAGGUCAAGGGUCACAGUGUCAAGGUCAACAGCCUUUAAGGCCUAAGUGCAUGUUUAAAUCUCACCAGGUAUUAAAAGGGAGCUGUUUUUAAAACUGGUGCAAAUUGAACCAUGUUUAUCAAUAUACACAACAAUGUAAUGUGAUAUAUAUUAAUUGUAUUUGUAUGACUGUAUUGCAUAUUAUCUGAAAAAUGUAUAAAUCAACAUUAAUUUUAUACUUUUCAUAACAUUUAAAGAUAUGUUACAAGUAACUUUGUAAAAAUAAUCGUUCAAUCAUAAAAUAAAAAGCAAAAUUUGAUUUAAAAUGCCAGUUAUAUUUGUCUUAAGAUUUGUAUUGAAAUUAUAUGUUUGCAUCUAUGAUAGUCCGGAUUGUAACCUAAUUCAGCUAGUUAAUGAUGUAUUGCUAAUACUUCAGUAAUUAAUAUGAGGAUUGUUUCUUUAUAUCAUAUGCAGCUACUUUUUUGUGUAUUAAUGUAGGUGUCCUCGUUUUCUGUUAAUUAUAUGCAGAUUUGCUUACAGUUUGAAACAUACACAGAUGCAGGAUUUCCUUAAUGCUAUAAAGGAUCUUGGUCAAUGAUUUUUAAUCAAAAUUUUAAUGAUUUUUCAUGAAAAAGUCCAGGAUUAAUUAAGGAAUACUCAUGAUAAAAAAUUAUAAUCACUAUCAUAACAUACACUUACAUGUACUUUGUAGAAUUGAGUGAAGUUAAAAUUUCUGUUCCUAGCCUAUUUCAAAACCUUAUAUACAUGUGUAUUCCUUAAACUUAUUGAUCAAGCUUCUUUCACUCGUAGUCGUGUUUUCAGGAUUAGAAACUAUGAGAUUUUUCGCCACUCACAAAUCAGAAUCAUUCCUCAUAUCAUUUUCUCUGCUUUCAUGCCAAAUUCAUGUUAACAGUCAUGAUAACUUUGUACACAAACAAUAACUAUAGAUGGGUUUUAUACAAAUGUUUAUGUUCUAACAAGAUAAGGUGUACCCAAAUGCUUAUAGUUUACUCACUGACAACAUACUUGUGAUCAUACUGUGUGAUGUAUUAGGUGUAACUGAACUUAUCAUAUUUUAUUUUAUGAAAUUCAAAUUGUACAUGUUAUUUUGAGUGUGUAAUCCUAUUAUAUAGGAGGUCCAUUUUUAUCUAUGCAGAUUAUAUUUUUUCAUUAUUUAGUUUUCAAGUAAGUUUUCUUUUUUUAAUGAAAAUAAAUACUUGUUAAAAGGCAAUGGAGUUGAAAACCCACACAUACCGCCAUGCAUGAAUGUUGCAUGUCAUAGUUUUCAAUUCCUUUUUUCAUUCUAAAGGUUAUGUUAAAUGAAAUAAGCAACUGUUGCAUAACUCUUAUUCUAUAAUUCCAAGUGAUGUCUUUCAGCUGUAGUAUAUGAAAUAUAAUGUAUGUAUGAACAGGAAUUACAAGAAUGUGUAAACUAUAGAUGUAAGAUUUAUGGCUAAUCCACUAAUCUAGCCAUCUGCUAGAGGAAUGGAGGAGUGAAUACAGGUCUACAAAUAAGAAAGUAAUUGUAUCUUUUUUUUCGAAGUUGUAAACAUGACAAAAACAAAUUGGCAAACGCCUUAAUUAAUAGUUAAUCCUUUUUAAUCUUUGAAGAUGCAUUUUGGUCAAUAAAAAAGGAAGUUAAUCUAAUGAAAAAAAAGUUUCUUGUAUUAAUCUGUGUACAUGUAGAUCAGUACCUACCUGGACAUGCACCUUAUGGUGUGACUGUUGCUUGAAUAAAUAAUAAACAUAUCUUUUGUGACUUUACAUGGCACAAACUUCCAUUUAAUGCUGUUUCCCACUAAUUAGCUAGCAACUGCAGUGUUGUCAGUGUUUGCUGUAACUUGGAACAUUGGUGAUACCUGACUGUAAUGAAGGACUGUUUUUUUAGGUAAUCUGUUAUCAAUAUAGAAACAUAAUGCAUGUUAAAUCUGCUCGUUAUUCUUUUUAAUAUACACAUGUUAUUUACAAAAUUUACAUUACAUUUAUGUUAUAGUGUAUAAGUUGCAUUUUUACUGACAUUUGAAUAUUUAGAAAAUACAUCGGUUUAAGUGCAUUGAUAAAACAUGUAGCAUUUGAAAACAAACUAAGCCAACAAACAGGGUCAAAACUUCUAACUCCUUAAGGUCAAUUGACAUGGGGAAAAAAACCUCCCAGAUUGUACAUAUUAUUCAUAAAGAUUCAGCACAAACAGAUGUACCAUGCGGAUUAGUAUUUAAUGUACAAAUGUAGAUUCAUUUUGUUUAACAAUCAAGGUAAAUACGAGGAUGGAAAUGUUCUAAUUUUAGCAUCAUGUCAAUUGACUUGCUUUAUUUGAACAUCAGACAAUAUAUUCCUUUCUUGCAUGCUCAUAUAUUAUCCUGUGUAAGGCAAUUUCAUCAUUUUUCAUGCAGACUAAUAGUUCAUGAACUGAAUGGCAUCGUAAUACUAGUACCUCAAAUGUAUGACUUUCUUCUUUAAGAUGACCGUAGGACAAUUUCUUCAAGAAACUGCUUUUAUUUAGUGCUGGCUUCUCUUGUUCAUUUUCACGAUACAAAUGUUGAUUCGUUCUAAGGCAUUUAAGUAUGUUCAAUUUUUGUGCAUCAGUUACUGGUAUUUGUUUGCUAUAUUUCAGGAGUCUUAUUCAAAGGGUAUCUUCUUCAUGUAAAGUAUACAGUUGUUCACAGAGAGUCUUCUCAGUAUUUCCUACACUUCCUUAACAUUACAUAAAUGACUCUUGGAUUAAAAUCGUACAGAAUAAUCAAUGAUCCCUAAGUCUUUGUAAAGUAAAAUUGGCCAGUAAUAUUUUGUAAAACAUAUUGAUGUUUUAAAGUUGGAAACAUAAGAUACUAGUGGAAAAGAAACUGCAUUUAAAGAAAUCUGUCAAAAAUAAUGUUAAGUAUUUUGAUGAUGUCAUGAGAUUUACCUCAAUUAUUUGACGCAUAAUUUGUAAGAGGUAGGUACUUCCUGAAAGCAUGUGACAUUUUUCAGUAUUAGAUACCUUUGAAAACUGCUAUUUCUAUGGCAAUGUAAGAACUAGUAUAUUUUUGCUUGCACAGUUUAUUGCGCUAGCUUAUAUACUUAGUAAGGGAUUGUUGAAACCAGAAGUGGUAUUUUUGUUAAGAUUUCAAGGUACACAUUGUACAUGCAUAACACUUGUUUAAGAUUACAUGUAAUUGCACAUUGAAACUUUGUCAACUGAUGUCAAACUCACCAAAACAUGUACAUUUCUAUGAUCAUAUUAAAUAAUGUGAUGUU